GCUUUCAAUGAUUUUCUCAUUUCAGAACUUGGAUGUUUGCAGUGAGAUUACCAAAUUGAUUAUCAAGAGCUCCAUUGACUAAUGUUUGGCACUUUAAGAUACGGGAGAAUAUUUUGCAUGAAUAACGGGCCUCGGGCGUGCUCACAAGUCACAAUGUGUAGCCUUUAUUUUGCCCAUUUCCAGAACAUAUUAGUCAGGACUUGGGGGUUGAAUUCGACCAGGGAGGCAGAGAUUCAAAUUUAACAUUACUACCAUAAUUGAUCGGUACUUUCUAUUGUCGGAACAAAGAAUUAGGUGUCGUUUGGUUUGGUAAUAUAUAAAUCGAUGUAUUGUCAUCAAUGCAUGAAUAAUGUAUUCAUAAUAAUACAUGUGUAUGUAAGAAAAUUG
This is a messenger RNA of Linum tenue, 387 nucleotides long. The record is from the annotation of a GenBank genome assembly. NCBI's taxonomy places the organism in Eukaryota, Viridiplantae, Streptophyta, Magnoliopsida, Malpighiales, Linaceae.